CACAUGUUCUCAUGCUAUCAUUUCUCCGAGGGAACCAAGACAAAUUCCCACUGCUCUCUCUCUCUCUCUCUCUCUUAAUAUCUGGUUCUCCAAGAUUCAAAACUGGAUAUCAUCAUCUUCAUAUCUUCAAAUCAAAUCCAACCACUAGAUUCCAUCUCCUCAUCUGCUCUGUUUUAAUUUUGUGGGUGCACAUGUUUGACUCUGUUAUAUCCUCUGUUCAUGGACGCUGAUACGAGUUCAAUUCAAGCCUUUGAAAACCAAAACAACAAUUACAGCAACAAUAACCAUGAAGUUAGCAGACAUGAUAUACGAUCUUCCAUUGCAAAAUCUGUGGAAUUGAGAGCUCUUCAUGCUGCGCUGGUCCAAAACAGUCCUGCCAGUCUCAAAUUCGCAUCUUCCACCCCUGCUUCACGACCUCUCUCGCAGUUCUCUGCUCACGAUUACCCUAUUUUCACCCCUACUUAUGAUGAUGAAACAGUACAAGUGUAUCCACGCAUUCCGAUGAAAAGCUUGACAAUAUCGGAGAGUUGGGACGAGCAUGGAUGUUUAGGAGGAAAUGACAAUGAAACAGUUGUGCAAAAGUACAUGAAGGAUAUAUCAGCUUCACGAAAAGGAUUGACUACUAGCUUAUCCACCUCAGAAUCCCAUAUUUGUCCAUUGGAGGAUCACAAAUCGGUCACUGCUUUGUCUAUAAACAAUGUUAAUGUGCUCCACACAUCUCCUGGAACAGAAUUCUACAACUCAAGUAGGAGAAAUAGCUUGGGGGACUUCAAAUCCGUGUCGUCUUGUAAUAGGUGUAAGCCUACACUUAUAGCUACCGAAUCCGAGUUUGUCCGCAGGAACAGCAAGAAUUCUAACGUUGUUGUACCAUUGACAGAUUCUCACUCGUCUGUUCUAUCACAAACGAAAAAUCGUGGGGUGAUUUCGUGGUUAUUCCCUAAGUUAAGGAAGAAGUACAAGAGCGAGAGUUCCCCUAACCGAACAGAAUCCGAGGAAGUUUCACAAGUACUUUCUAAGGACUUGGGGAUAUUGUCAAUUGAAGCACUGAAAAGAGAACUAAUCAAAGCAAAUGAGUGUAAAGAAACAGCCUUAUUCGAGGUAUCCGAGAUGAAAUCUUCAUUGAGUGAGCUGAAACAGAAGCUGGAGUACCUGGAAAAUUACUGUGAAGAGCUGAAGAAAGCACUAAAACAAGCAUCGCAGGCAAGGGAGUCUCAAAAGCUCACGAAUGUUCCGAGAAGAGGUAAAUCCAUUGAUGGAAACGGAGAGAAUUCGAUGCCGGUGAGUGAGGAAGUAAUGGGGGAGGGUUUCUUGCAGAUAGUAUCAGAAGCAAGAUUAUCAGUGAAACAGUUCUGCAAAAUCCUUCUAAGCCAAAUCGACGAAACAGAUGGUACUCUAAUCGACAAUUUGAAUUCAUUUCUCCAACCAUAUAAACUGUCAUUGAACUCAAACUACUCGAAAAAGGCAGUACUAUACCAUUUUGAAGCUGUGAUAAACCAAGAACUCUACCAAGAUUUCGAGAAUUGUGUAUUUCAAAAGAAGGGCUCGCCAAAGCACUUAGAUCCCCAACAGGAUCGCCAAGCGCAAUUUUCAUCAUUUGUUGCAUUGAGAGACUUAAGCUGGAAUGAAGUGUUGAGGAAGGGAACCAAGUAUUACAGUGAAGAGUUUAGUAAGUUUUGCGAUCAAAGAAUGAAUUUCAUCAUUACGACUAUGAAUUGGACUAGACCUUGGCCUGAACAGCUCCUUCAAGCUUUCUUUGUUUCUGCAAAAUGUAUUUGGUUGCUUCAUUUACUUGCAUUUUCGUUCAAUCCCCCGCUGGGAAUAUUGAGAGUCGAGGAGAACAGAAGCUUUGAUCCAGAUUUCAUGGAAGAUAUGUUCAUGGAUAAGCAGAGAUCUUAUGGUCCGAGCCGGGUUAAGAUUAUGGUUAUGCCAGGGUUCUAUGUUCACGAUAGGGUUUUAAGGUGUAAGGUUCUUUGCAGGUACAAGUCAGAAGCAUAAAUUAUCUAGUCUUUUUUUUUUUUUUUUUUUUUUCAGUAUUUUAGUGAUUAACUGAUAGUCAUUUACUCAUUUAUGCCACAAAUGUUUGUCACUCCAAUUUAUGUUCAGCGUUUCUCUCCUGCGGACAGACACUUGUAUAAACCGUCCGAUCUUUUCAAUGGUUGAGAUUAGAUUCAA
Tripterygium wilfordii is the source of this 2172-nucleotide messenger RNA. RefSeq names its product IRK-interacting protein. NCBI's taxonomy places the organism in Eukaryota, Viridiplantae, Streptophyta, Magnoliopsida, Celastrales, Celastraceae. Gene Ontology annotation, biological process: protein folding. The record is from RefSeq and is a predicted model, not a curated record. The transcript has 2 exons. The coding region runs from base 220 to 1995 and encodes 591 amino acids.